UUACCUACCACAGAAUAGUAUGUUUGUUUUUUAUUUUGUUCAUCUCAUCCGUGUUGUGACCUUAUCUACAAAAGAUCUGUUAGUUCCACUAUCAAUUAUAUUGUGAAAAACUUUAGUAUAUAAUUUAGGUUGCACCUGUAUUUAUUUCAGAUGAAUAAGUAGUAUGGACAUAACAUCUAUUCUGGUUCCCUCUGUCCAAGAGUUAGCAAAAGAACAGUUGACCAAAGUUCCAGAACGAUAUGUUCUUCCAGAUCAUGAAACUGUUGUAUUAUCUAACACUACCUCUUCACCCCAAGUUCCUGUCAUUGACCUUGCCGAAUUGUUGUCCCAAGAUAUUAAUCUCAAGAGACAUGAGUUAGAGAAGCUACACUAUGCUUGCAAAGAAUGGGGUUUCUUUCAGCUGGUUAAUCAUGGAAUAAGUACUUCCUUGGUGGAAGAUAUGAAAAAAGGAGCUAAAACUUUGUUUGAACUUUCAAUGGAAGAAAAGAAGAAUCUAUGGCAGAUAGAAGGAGAGAUGGAGGGAUUUGGUCAGUCCUUCGUUUUAUCUGAGGAACAGAAACUAGAAUGGGCAGAUACUUUUUUCUUGAGCACUCUACCUCCUCACUUAAGGAAACCCUAUCUAUUCAACCAAAUCCCCCAAUCAUUCAGAGAAAAUUUAGAGGUGUAUUCUGUAGAGUUGGAAAAACUUGCCAUCAAAGUCAUCGAACUUAUGGCAAAUGCUCUUGCAAUAAAUCCCAAGGAAAUGACAGAGUUGUUCAACAUAGGAACUCAAAUGGUAAGGGUGAAUUAUUAUCCUCCAUGCCCCCAACCCGAGCGAGUCAUUGGCCUAAAAUCUCAUUCUGAUGCUGGUGGCCUAACCAUCCUUCUUCAAACCAGUGAUAUAGAUGGCCUUCAAAUAAGAAAGGAUGGACAGUGGAUUCCUGUCAAACCCCUGCCUAACGCUUUCAUCGUUAAUAUCGGAGACAUGUUGGAGAUUAUAACAAAUGGAAUUUACCCAAGCAUUGAGCAUCGAGCAACAGUUAAUUCGGAGAAGGAGAGGAUUUCGGUAGCUGCUUUUUAUGGCCCUAACAUGCAAGCAAUGUUAGCUCCGGCACCAAGUCUUGUUACUCAAGAAAGACCAGCACAGUUUAGAAGAAUCAGUGUUGUAGAUCACUUCAAUGGCUACUUUUCACAAGAGCUCCGUGGAAAAUCAUAUUUAAAUGAAAUGAAGAUCACAAAGAGUGAAGAAUAAUAACAACUCUUUUGCUAAACAGUCAAGGAAUUGGUUGGAAAGUGAAUAAUUAAGCAUACUGGUAAUAAUAAAUUAUUCUACUUAAACUUAAUUAACAGUAGUAUUGUAUAGACUGGAUUGAUGAUGAGCAAAGUGUGCAUGUCACAACUUUUAUAUAUAAAUAAAAAAUAAAUGAAACUUUCUCAUUCUUUCUUUUUA
This is a messenger RNA of Medicago truncatula (barrel medic), 1429 nucleotides long. Its product is annotated as protein SRG1. Bases 164 to 1231 code for a protein of 355 amino acids. The record is from RefSeq and is a predicted model, not a curated record. Lineage: Eukaryota; Viridiplantae; Streptophyta; Magnoliopsida; Fabales; Fabaceae. The transcript is spliced from 4 exons.